Messenger RNA from Thyridium curvatum, 987 nucleotides. RefSeq lists its product as uncharacterized. Lineage: Eukaryota; Fungi; Ascomycota; Sordariomycetes; Thyridiales; Thyridiaceae. Gene Ontology annotation, cellular component: cytosol. The transcript has 4 exons. Gene Ontology annotation, molecular function: aldose reductase (NADPH) activity. The coding region runs from base 1 to 987 and encodes 328 amino acids. The record is from RefSeq and is a predicted model, not a curated record.
AUGGCACCCCAAGCUACUAUCAGACUGGCAUCCGGCCAUGAGAUGCCCCUUGUUGGGUUCGGUCUCUGGAAAGUCCCCAAGGAGACAACUGCCGAGACUGUAUACAACGCCAUCAAGACUGGUUACCGCCUGUUUGAUGGAGCUUACGACUACCAGAACGAGAAGGAGGCCGGCGAGGGCAUCCGUCGGGCUAUCAGCGAGGGUGUCGUCAAGCGAGAGGAUAUUUUCAUCACCACGAAGCUUUGGAACAACUGGCAUAGGAAAGAGGACGCGCUCAAGAUGGGACGGUUCCAGAACGAGACCUGGGGCCUCGGCUACAUCGACCUCUACCUCAUUCACUUCCCUUGUGCCCUGAAGUAUUGCGACCCUGCUGUUCGACAGUAUCCGGCUUGGUGGAUGGACGAUGCGAGGCAGGUUGUCGAGCUCGACCAGGUCCCUAUUCGCGAGACCUGGGAAGCUCUGGAGCAGCUGGUCGACGAGGGCAUCGCCGGCAGCAUCGGCGUGAGCAACUUCCAGGCCCAGGCUCUCUACGACGUCAUCAGCUACGCACGCCACCCUCUGUCCUCGCUCCAGAUCGAGCACCACCCUUACCUGGUCCAGCCCGGCCUGGUCGAGAUGGCCCAGAAGAACAAGAUCGCCGUCACGGCGUACUCAUCCUUCGGCCCGCAGUCUUUCCUGGAGCUGCCCGAAGAGUUCUCUAAGAAGGCGAAGAACAUCAGCCCGCUCUUUGAGACCGAGCCCAUCGUCAGCUUGGCCAAGAAGUAUGGCAAGACUCCGGCUCAGGUUCUGCUCCGCUGGGCUACACAGUCGAACAUUGCUGUUAUCCCGAAGUCAAACAAACAAAGAAACCUGCUCGGCAACCUCGAGUCUACCGACUUUGACAUGACCAAGGAGGAGCUGCAAUCCAUCAGUGACCUAGACAGAGGCCUGCGCUUCAACGACCCUGGCUUCUACCUGCCUAACAACCCCAUACACAUCUUUGCCUAG